AUGUCUGUGAGCAAUGGGAAGACAGUACCAUUCCUGACCCAGGAGAUCCUCAGCCACCUGGGUCUUGCCAACAAGACUGCAGCUUGGGGAACCCUGGGCACCCUCAGGACCUUCUUGAGCUUCAGUGUGGACAAGGAUGUGCAGAGGCUGCUGAGGGCCAUCACAGGCCAAGGUGUGGACCACAGAGCCAUUGUGGGCGUGCUGACCAAUCGGAGCAGAGAGCAAAGGCAGCUCAUCUCUCGAGCCUUCCAGGAGCGCACCCGACAGGACCUGCUGAAGUCCCUGCAGGCAGCACUUUCUGGCAACUUGGAGAGGAUUGUGGUGGCUCUUCUGCAGCCUGCAGCCCAAUUCGAUGCCCAGGAAUUAAGAACAGCCUUGAAGGCCUCAGGUUCUGCUGAAGAUGUGGCCAUGGAAAUUCUUGCCACCCGAGACCCAUCCCAGCUGCAGGAAUGCUUGACAGUCUACAAACACUAUUUCCAGGUGGAGGCUGAGGAGGACAUUAAGUCUGAGACCAGUGGCAUCUUACGGGACCUGCUCCUGGCCCUGGCCAAGGGAGGCCGUGAGAGCUACUCCGGAAUCAUUGACUAUAAUCUGGCAGAACAGGAUGUCCAGGCAUUACAGCAGGCUGAAGGACCCAGCACAGAGAGGACAUGGGUCCUAAUCUUCACCCAGAGAAAUCCUGUACACCUUAUCCGAGUGUUUGAUCAGUACCAGCAGUACACUGGGCAAGAGUUGGAGGAGGCUGUCAGGAACCGUUUCCAUGAAGAUAUCCAGGUGGCCCUGCUCAGCCUAGCUUCAGUGAUCAGGAACACGCCAUUGUACUUUGCUGACAAACUUCAACAAGCCCUCCAGGAAACGAAACCCAAUUACGGAAUCCUGAUGCGCAUCCUUAUCUCUCGAAGUGAAACUGAUCUUCUAAGCAUCAGAGCUGAGUUCAAGAAGAAAUUUGGGAAGUCCCUCUACUCUUCUCUCCAGGAUGCAGUGAAAGGGGAUUGCCGAUCAGCCCUACUGGCCCUGUGCAGGGCUGAAGACAUUUGAGACAUCCCUGCUCCCCACCCCCACAUGACAUUCAAGGAUCUGAGAGUCCCAUGUUUCGCCAAGCCUGCAAGAGACCAACUGGGCCUCCAAAUAGGACAACCCCUCACUGAGCACCACAUGCUCCAGCUUCUUGUUGAGGCUGGAACUCUAAGUUUCUUUUAAAUCCCUUAAUUUCCCUCAUCUCAGAAUGAUGCCUGUGCCUGGGUCCUGUAGUUCCGUCUUGGGUGUGGAGUAAUGAGAUCUCUAAUAGUUUCUGCCCCACUCAUCCU
Galeopterus variegatus (Sunda flying lemur) is the source of this 1307-nucleotide messenger RNA. RefSeq names its product annexin A9 (gene ANXA9). The record is from RefSeq and is a predicted model, not a curated record. The coding region runs from base 1 to 1038 and encodes 345 amino acids. Gene Ontology annotation, molecular function: calcium ion binding; calcium-dependent phospholipid binding. Gene Ontology annotation, cellular component: cytoplasm. Lineage: Eukaryota; Metazoa; Chordata; Mammalia; Dermoptera; Cynocephalidae. The transcript has 12 exons.